Molecule: messenger RNA, 1019 nt
Organism: Caenorhabditis elegans
Lineage: Eukaryota; Metazoa; Nematoda; Chromadorea; Rhabditida; Rhabditidae
Gene: clic-1
Product: Clathrin light chain
Exons: 4
Coding region: 27-707 (226 amino acids)
Biological process (GO): vesicle-mediated transport; intracellular protein transport
Cellular component (GO): clathrin coat of trans-Golgi network vesicle; clathrin coat of coated pit; cytoplasmic vesicle membrane
Molecular function (GO): structural molecule activity
Source: RefSeq, marked reviewed
GGUAUAAAACACAAAAAAACUACAAAAUGUCGGAUCCAGUGGCGGAUUUUUUGGCUCGUGAACAGAAUUUAUUUGCUGAUUUUGAUGGGGCACCACCAGCAGCUGCAGCAGCUAAUCCAGAUGCGCCAGAAGCCGAUGCUCCAGCUCCAGCUCUUGAUGAUGACUUUGGAGACCUCCAGAUUGCUGGUGACGAGCCACCACCGGUUGUGCAUCCAACUGAUUCCGGAGUCGAUUUGGAUGGACUUGUCGACGACAAUGCUGCCGCACCAGCAAUCGUUGUUCCUGCCGUAGAACCAAUGGUGAAUGGAAAUCAUUCUGCUUCUUCCGGAGGUUCUAAAGGUCCAUCACCAAUUCUCUCAACUGUCCCAAGAAUUGAGGCUGAAAAAAUUCGACUGUGGAAAGCUCAGCAAGAGCAACUUCUUUCGAAAAAAGAUGAAGCUGAAGAAAAGAAAAAGAUUGAACUUCGUGCAAAUGCCAAGAAGGAGCUUGAAGAGUGGUAUAAACAACGCGAGAAGACCCUUCAAUUGUCACAUGACGAAAAUCUGAAAAACGAGAAAUCCAAUCAAGAACUUUUCGCCAAGCAACAAGAUGGAGAUGCUCAAUGGGAAACAGUGAACAAGCUCGUUGAUCAACAAAAAUCGAAGAGUGGAAAGGAUCUGAGUCGUCUGAAAACCCUGCUUGCUGGUCUGAAACAUGCUGGAAAAUAAACAAGUAUCUUGAAUAUUUAACGCAAACACUUAUAUUUUUCUCGCCGUUAUUUUUCCUUCGCAUAUUCGCUUCAAUUCUUUUCACUGUUAAAUAAUGUAUUUAUUAUUUAUGAGCAAAAGUAGUCAAGUUUACGUUUCCCGAUUUGGUUGUCAUUCACUUUCCCUCCCUCCAGCCACCACCAUCAUUUUGUGUCGCCCUUCAAAUUUUUUUCAAUUCAAUCCCCUGUUCUAAUCAAUCCAUUUGAGCUCCGAUUUCCGAUAAUCCCUUUCUUGUGAUAAGUAAAAAAAGAAGAUGAACUGUUUUACCGCCCC